Truncatella angustata is the source of this 2209-nucleotide messenger RNA. RefSeq lists its product as uncharacterized. The transcript has a single exon. The record is from RefSeq and is a predicted model, not a curated record. NCBI's taxonomy places the organism in Eukaryota, Fungi, Ascomycota, Sordariomycetes, Amphisphaeriales, Sporocadaceae. The coding region runs from base 273 to 1844 and encodes 523 amino acids.
GGAUGUACUAAAUGUCAUACAAAAAGAAUUUAAAGCGAUUUGAUCAUUAGACAAGUUUCCAAUCAUGUCUGGCAUUCUGAAGGGCAGCCUUUCUUCCAAGGCACACAUUCUUACUUCAGACGUCUCGUCGCCUAUAAUAACUUAUGUCAUUACAUUGUAAACUACUAUCAUAUUGAAAGUCAAGAAUCUGCCCUCGUGUAUUGGCUCGUUACCAAUACGCAGACAGCUCCAUCAACUCUUCAUAAACAGGCUACUAGCGCGACGAAGCAUCUAUGGCUGAAGAGGAAGACUGCUAUUACCUCGUCUAUCAUGGGGCCAUCGCUAAAGGUGAUCCAGAUAUUUCAGGCAUCGGUGUCAUCGUAGCGUUUGUGUCAAGCGCUUACGUUACCUUUUUCACGGUCUUAGCAGCAUAUAUUGGUGGGCUUAUUGACGAUGAACUCCUUAACGAUGUUGAUCGCAGAAUUUUACGCAUCCGCCCAUUCAUCAAAGGGAAAAAUAAGACGCGCAUUCAGAACUGCAUCCGCCAUGUCAUCCUCGUCCUUAGUGACCAGCAGAUCGUCACAGGUAUAGCGAUCAUGGCUGCGGGAUUUUACGGGUUGCAGAGUAAGGAAAUUUCUGUCUACCAUUACCAGAUUGUUCUAUACUUGGCAUGGAUGUCUAGCAGCGUACACCUAUCUGCAAUCACGUUAUUGCACUCCUUUAUAAGCCAACACAGAGGGCUUCUUCUCUGGAGGGUUUCCGGGAUGGUCGUACUUAUGGUUAUGCUGGUUAUCGGCCUGGUCCCAACAAUCAGCAACGACUGGGGCAUCAUCUGGUGGAAAGGUAUGCUAGAGGGCAGGACAGGAUGGGCCAUUCCUGCAUAUUGCUUCUGGGGCAAUACGUGGGGAGACGGAAUAGGACCGGACGCGCCAAUAGGAUUCGUGAUUCUGAUAAGCGGUUACCUCUGGAAAUUCGGCGAACUGUCCAAGGCAACAUGCCGCGCAUGUCGUGUGUACAUCCAAGAUCCAGUGGAGAGAUGGUUAAUGGCAGCCAUUACAUGCCCAGCCAUGAAAGUCUGGCAUGGUAGGAACUCUCGAUUAUGGCUCUGGAUCUUUCGCAUCGUCCUUGCGUCAAUACUUCCAGUUCUAGCCGCGGUUGAGGUUGCUUCUUCAUUUGUCGCAUCUCUCUGGCUGUCUUUCACCAGCCUUGUAUAUGGCUCUAUACAAAUCUUCGUCCCUCGAUCACAGAUGCUCCCGCUAACUGGGCCAAGCGAAAAUAACUGGGGAUUUGGUCAGCUGGUACCUCUGAUCUUACUUCUACAGCCAUUGGGAGUUAUCUUUGAACAUGUUUGGUCUGAGGAAGAGAAUGGCUUACAUAUCGGACAUUCACGCGAGAGUACAAACAGCACCUCUAGCCAUUCUAGAGCAAUUCCGGCGCUUGCAAACAUUGGAGGCUCCAAGCCAAACCUUCUGGAACUCUUGGUCACAAAACAAACAGGUGACGACCCGGGGUCCAACAGACGCUUUCUAGAGGUCUGGGAUUUGCUUUACUCUAGUAAGCUAUUUGCAGCCAUGGUAUAUCUGGUACACCUUGCCAUAGCGAUUAUCUGCGCUAUGGUCUUCUAUGUCAACGUCUCCAAUACUGGCACUAUGCGCUCCGAUAAUUGGCAAUUAAUCUUGUUGUCGAUAGCGGCUCUCCUAGCUUUCAGCUUCAUAACAACUACCGUUUUGGCUCGGUUCAGUAUUACGGGAGCCCCCCCGACAGGGAACUUCCGAUCGUCCAUGCUGAUGAACCAUGCCUCAAACAUCCCCCAAGAACGUUUUGGACAUCAACCAAAGUCUGUCAGGCCAGAGGUGGGACCAUGAUUACAUAUACAUGGUUGAUUCAGUCACGAGUCUACGAUAUCGGGUCCGCCGGCAUCGUUGGUCUGAAAGAAGGGCUGGCAGUUUUAACAAAGAACCACACCUUUCAGUGCUUCAUCGAAUCAGCUUACAGAACCAUUGCUAGUUCAGUACCCAAAUUUGUAUAGGACAGAGUGAUACAAAAAUAAUCUCCACACUCCUAGGGAAAAGCGUUUUAAAUGCCGCCCUACUCUCUUCAACCUAUUGAGUUGGUGGUCAACUCUAAUUUGCAAUUUCAUAGCACCUAACCGAGCUAUUGAAUUGGCUGUCUUUGUCUAUAAAUAUCCCAUUUCCUCAUUGAUCCACAAUUGGGAUAAAUAACUACACGC